Molecule: messenger RNA, 1531 nt
Organism: Pseudoliparis swirei
Lineage: Eukaryota; Metazoa; Chordata; Actinopteri; Perciformes; Liparidae
Gene: hmgn6
Product: high mobility group nucleosome binding domain 6
Exons: 6
Coding region: 305-604 (99 amino acids)
Biological process (GO): chromatin organization
Cellular component (GO): nucleus; chromatin
Molecular function (GO): nucleosomal DNA binding
Source: RefSeq, a predicted model, not a curated record
GGGUCUCUCGUCCCCGCGGAAGGAACAAGGAGCCAUUCGCGCAGAUCCUCAGGAAAAACGUCGCUAGGGCUCCAAAAAAUUCCAAGUGUUCUGCGGCCCCGAAUGGCGUCACCUGAUUGGCCGAGAGCCUAUCAAUCAUGCCGUUAGCCGCACCCCUCCCCCCAUUCAACCACUCGCCUCUCUGUUCCAGUGUGUUUACUACACUGCCGAGCAUAAGGGAGACGCUCGUCUUCACAUGCACUGAAAACUCGCUGAGAAAAACAGUUUUUAGUUAUAUUGGUGAGAAAACCUCCGCGAGCUCAACAUGCCCAAGAGAAAGACAGCGAUAAAAGAUGGAGGCGAUCGGGAGGAGCCCAAGAGGAGAUCAGCUCGGUUAUCAUCGAAACCGAGCCCGACCAAGCUGGAACCAAAGGCCAAGAAGGCGCCGCCAGCAAAGAAAGAAAAGGCCGUGACCGACAAGAAGGAGGACAAGAAGACCAAGAAGGCGAAGGAGAACGCAGAGGCCGAGGCCAACGAGGAAAACCACUCUGAGAACGGAGACGCCAAGACCAACGAGGAGGAGGCCGCCCCCGAGGAGGCCAAGGAGGAGGCCAAGUCCGAGUAGCACCGCUUGCCCCCCGAGCUUCCUCCUCUACAAUCCCCCCACCCCCUCUAGCCCCCUCCUGAACCCCCAGCCAACCAGCCAGCCCCCCCCCCCCCUCUCACAUGGUUCCCCUCCAAGGCGUAUUGUUAACAGAGGAAUAUUUUUAUCAAUGAUUUUAUAAGUAUCCGUACAGAUUUUUAGCACAAAAAGCAAAGCUGAUUAUGCAGCGGUCAUAUCAAGUGUCUGCAAGCAAGAUGAACACACUAAAAUCUUUUUUAAAUGGCAUUUCAUGAUUGUUGAAGGCUUGUUUUUGGUGUAGAAAGGUGCGUCUCCCCCCAACCCCCCUCCGCCCGCCCGCCGGAUUGGUUAUGUCGUGAGUUGUGUACUCCUGUGUUUUUUCCCCUCCUCUCUUCCUCUGCCUCCUCUUCCUCCACAGAUUAGACCUCCCCAUCCCCCUCCUACAGUUCAGCCUUUAUCCAUGUUAUAUUAACGGUUCAGCCAUGUUAAUGUGGGUGAUUCUUUUAGACCUCUAAAUGUGCAGUGAGUUCCCCCCCUUUUUAUGCUUCUGUCUCUUUUUUUUCUUCUUUCUUUUCAUUGAACUUGUGUUUAAAAAAAAAAAAAGCGAUUGUAAAAAAAAAAAAAAAAAAAGCGUCUUGUCCAUAAGAAAGAGGAAGACGAACAUGUGAAACAUUCCGGGAACAGCGAUGGCCUCCGACCCCGUCUCCGGGACGACCCUGCGUGUGCAAACAGCAUCCCGCGAACAUCCUGCGCUGUCAACGUCAGCUUUUCUAAAAAAACAACAACAACAACACCGUUUUUUUUUUUUUAACAAAUCGAAUUUGGAGAAGAAAAAAACCGCUCUGACAAAAUUUGCAGGUGUCUUAGUCCCCUCUCUUAUGUUCUGAAAUUCUCUUUAAUAAAAACAAGUCCUGGGAAUUUUCCUCGAUA